ACUGUUUCAGUGUCACCGAGUGAGAGCACUGGAGCAUUCAUCUUUAUUCUUUUACUUUCCUCUUUAUUUCUUUUUCUUUUCGCUUGUGCUGGACGGCCAAAAACUCAGUGUUAUAAGAGGCAUCAAUGCCAGCUUCGGUGUGAAGAAGAGAUUAUAGUAAAGGUUAGAUCCGAAGCUCUAUCAGCCUUCUUAGGUCGAAGCAUGGCUAUCAAGUUGAAGCUGUUGAUUGACAAGGAGAAAAACCGAGUGGUGCUUGCCGAAUCCGACAAGUACUUUGUUGAUACCCUCUUCAGCUUCUUGACAAUACCAAUAGGUGCUAUAGUGCGACUCAGCAGCCAGAAAUCCAAUAUUGGAUGCAUGGAUGCAUUGCAAGAGAGCAUAAAGAAUAUCGAUUCUCAGUAUCUACAGACAGAAGCUGUUAAGGAGAUGUUGUUCUGCCCGAGAAGUACAUGGGAAGCUCGAACCAAUGAUCUAGCACUAAAUGUCGAUACGGAGCUUACAAGGUAUUAUGUAUGUGCAUCAUGUUACGCAGGGUCCCACCCCUUGAUCAGUACUGUUAAGAAUGUCCGAUGUCGCUGCGGAAAAGUGAUGGGUAAAGAGGUAGUUGUUAAUAAGCCAGAUCCGGUUACGAACGGUAUCAAUGAGGGAGUCUUUGUGAAGAGGACAAUGAAGUUCAUGAUAGGCGAUGAUCUACGGGUGGGCCCCAUUUCCACGAUGACCUUCAUAUCACUACUUGACAAGCUUGGAGUCAGAGACAGGGCGGCUCUAGAGGAGAAGAUUGUGGAUGUGGGUGCCGAUGAGGCAUUGAAUAUACUGAGACGAAUGUUGGUCUCCAACACACCUUUGACGGACGUCUUUCUGCCGAAGCCAGAGGCUGUUGAGGAUGCUUUUCAUGCCCUAAAGUUGAGCGACGAAGACAUAGCCAUAGAUAAGAAUGACACUGGCAAGACGAUGAGCUUGAAGCUUCUGAUCAGCAAAUCCAAGAACAGAGUAUUGUAUGCAGAGGCCACAGAAGAUUUCUUGGACCUUCUGUUCAGCUUCCUCUCCUUCCCUCUUGGAGCCAUAGUAAAUCUCUUGAGGCCAGGUUGUUCCAUUAGAUGUUUGGAUAACUUGUACAAGAGCGUGGAAGAUUUAAGCUGUGGCGACAAUUGUAUCAUAUCCGAAGAAUGCAGAGCCAUGCUACUUGACCCCAAGCUAUCACUCCACUCGGGGUGUGAGAACCAGAUAUUGCCAGUCGUGGAGGCGGCCCCUAAAACAUUCGACAUUUCUCUGUGUGUUCCUUGCGUUUACUGUGGCAGGUCUUGCCACUAUACUUCCUACCGAUGUUUUAAGAGCCUACUAUUGCAUUUCAUAAAUCCAAAGUUGAGUGAUGCAGCCACAGAGACUGGAGGAGGAUUUGUGAAGGGGCCGAAGAUCAUGUUUAUGGUAACGGAUGGGUUGGACGUGGAGCCUUUAUCGGUUAUUUCAGGCAUCUCCAUCCUAGACAGAUACCAGGUGCCCAUCAGUGAUGUGCAGGAGCGAGUAGUAAGUGUAGGCCAGGAUCAGGCUCUCUCUCUACUGAAGGCUGCUUUGUGCUCCAGAACAGUUCUUAGUGAUGUCUUCUGCGGGAAGAAAGUAGAUCAAUCUCAAAUUAAAUUGGAACGUGAUCAAUGACAAUAUCAAUUAGAUGGCUAGGAUAGUCUUAUAUUGAACAAUGUCCUACUUACUAUUAAGCAUAUAUAUUGGCUCUCUUUUGUUGUUAUACAAACUUUGAUUUGUAACUGAUUGAUGGGUGUUUGAGGCUUGAUAUUUAUGGCACACUCGCCAACUUUAAACUCUA
Magnolia sinica is the source of this 1819-nucleotide messenger RNA. RefSeq lists its product as uncharacterized. Bases 202 to 1653 code for a protein of 483 amino acids. The record is from RefSeq and is a predicted model, not a curated record. The transcript is spliced from 4 exons. Lineage: Eukaryota; Viridiplantae; Streptophyta; Magnoliopsida; Magnoliales; Magnoliaceae.